This is a messenger RNA of Porites evermanni, 1734 nucleotides long. Lineage: Eukaryota; Metazoa; Cnidaria; Anthozoa; Scleractinia; Poritidae. The record is from the annotation of a GenBank genome assembly.
UUUCCAAAAAAUGGAGAACUUCUUCUUCGACGUCUGAUUCUGCUGUUUCGACGAGCGUACAGAAGAAAUGAUAAGGUGCUCUUAUGUUCUUUUCUCUAUUUACAACAUACAAACUGUACAACUUUACAUGUAAACUUGUCUUGAAUGUGAUUUCAUGUAACUGUUGAAGUUUCAAGUUCAAAGAGGAAAAGUUCAUACAAUGUAUAAGAUGGCAUGCAUUGUGACUAGGAAAAUAUUGUAGAAUGUUCCGAUGGAACACUUCUGUUCUGCUUAGAAGCUGUCGAAGAAUACAGAGGAAGCACUAACCAAAACAAACAAUCAAACAAAAAAUAAAUGUUUCUUGUAAACCCACUGUUAUGGCUUGUGUUUCUACGACACUUUGACAAUGUUAUGAUCCAUAAUUACUUGUACGGUACAUGCAGUGUAACAGUUGCUUAAAAACCAAGAUAGCUAGAUUAGAUUAUUGUUAUGCAGCACUUCAACCUGUCUCGUUAUCUCUUAUCAUGCUUUUAUUUGUGCCCUGCAUGUAGGCUGUUUGUUUAUCUUCCACAAGGUUCAUUGCUCAUCUUGUCAAUCAGCAAGUGGUGAGUACUCGUCUGGGUGUUUCUUUUUAUUACGAUUAUUAUUAAUUUAUUUAUUUUAUAUUUUCAUAAAUUUAUUUUUUUUACUAUAUAUUUUUAACGUUUUCAGAAAUAUUACAGUGUAUUUUAAAUGUAGCUGGCUUUAGUUUUCCCAUAGUUGUCAGUUGUCAGUGUAUGUUCUACACUACAGUAUCUAUUCGUUGCUGAUUUUGCUUUUGUUUUUUACCAAAGAAUCCAAUUAAUAGCAGAUCAUUAUAAGUUUCUGGGAACUGCCCACCUACCCCUCCCCUAAACUAACAUUUUGCCCUAAGUGAGAAGUAAGUGUUAAUGUUGGCUUAGGGGAGGGGUAGGUGGGCAGUUUCCCAGAAACAUAUAACAAUCCACUAGCCUACAUGUGUCAGAGUUACUGGUCAGAGGCAGUGAUUUUUUGAUUGCUUCCAGUUAUUUUUUUUAGAAAAAUGGCUCCUCCAACUUCAUCAGCUUAGCCUUCAAAUCAGGCAUUAUUCUUACCUAUUAAAUAAAUACAUUUUUUUUGCAGGCACAUGAGAUCUUAGCCCUGGAGAUUCUGACCUUGCUUCUCCACAAACCCACAGAUGACAGUGUGGAGGUUGCGGUGAGUUCUACGGUGUAUCCAUUGGAAUACUAAGUUUUUGAGCCACAGAUUUGUCAAAUGUACAUGUAUAAUUUUUUUAAAACUAAAACUUACUUUGUAAGCCAAAUGCCAUCAAAUUUACCCUGAUUUUUGUAACCCUCAGUUUUUUCCAUUAGAUUGAAGAGCAGGUUGUUCAUUAGGCAUCGGACAUUGGAGAAUUCUCCUUUUACUGUGAAAAAUUAUUCAGCUGAUGCUUCGGUAUCCUGUGGCUAUUUUUUAUUCAGACGAGGAGCCUCUUUCAAAGAUUCUUGUGUAAUGUUACACCUUUCUCCUGCUACUAGAAUUCUAGAUGAAAACCCUAGUAAUAGUGUUAUUAGGAUUUUAGUUAAACAACAUAGAUUUUAUUAUCUAUUAAAAGGCCAGCAGUCUCUUGGACUACAGAAGGUUGAAAUUUAUCAUUUUAAGCUAAAAAUGUUAUAUUUAAUUUUAUAGAUUGGAUUCUUAAAAGAAGUUGGUAUGAAGCUGACAGAAGUCUCAUCCCGCGGUGUUCAUGGUAUGUUC